Messenger RNA from Manis javanica (Malayan pangolin), 3297 nucleotides. It is a transcript of the gene BTLA, whose product is annotated as B and T lymphocyte associated. Lineage: Eukaryota; Metazoa; Chordata; Mammalia; Pholidota; Manidae. The record is from RefSeq and is a predicted model, not a curated record. Gene Ontology annotation, biological process: immune response-regulating cell surface receptor signaling pathway. Gene Ontology annotation, cellular component: plasma membrane. Gene Ontology annotation, molecular function: signaling receptor activity.
UUGACAAGAAGCAAAAACCACAGAACUGAGUUUCACGUAGUCUUUCUGUUCGCUUUGUUUCACACACUAUUCAGGUUCUUCCUACUGUCUUCUCCCACCUCCUCUUUCUUCUUUAUUUAUUUCACAGAUGUUGGUGAGGUAGGUAAUCUGAUCCAAACUUGUAGAAUUCAGGGGAAGAAGGGAAGCGUUCUACCUGAGAAGUUUUUUCAUCUGUGAUAUGCCCAGGAGAUGAAGACAAUGCCUGCCAUACUUGGAAUCAGGAAAUUGUUUUGGGGCUUUGUCCUCAUCCCACAUCUGGCCAUUUGGAGUAUUAAAGGGGAAAAACCAUGUAAUGAACAACUUUAUGUAAGAAGAUAUUCCAAAUACAGUGUCUCAGAAGGGGAGCCAUUUGAACUGCGAUGCCCUGUGAUAUAUUGUACUUACAGACCUAAUGUGACCUGGUGCAAGUUUGAAGGAAAAAGCUGUUUAUCUCCUGGGGAUAGACUUCAGGGACACAUGCAUUGGGAAGAAGAGAAGAAUACUUCAACUUUUAUUCUGCAUUUCAAUCAAGUGCUUGCUAGUGACAAUGGGUCAUACCGCUGUUCUGCGAAUUUUUCAUCUGGACUCAUGGAAAGCCACUCAAUUACCAUCAGUGUGACAGAACGGAUUCAAAAUAAUUUAGAACACCCUGUAAUAAAUACAACCAGGGCCACGGAAGCACCCUCCAAGGAAGAGAUGGUGGACAGACGAUGGAUCCUUUACAGUUUGCUUCCUCUUGGUGCAUUACCUCUGCUCAGUACCUGUGUCUGCCUAUUCUGUUGCCUUAGAAAGCACCAAGCUGAAAAAAAGAAGCCUUCUGAUUCAGCAGGAAGGGAAAUUAAUCUGGUUGAUUUUCCCCAGCCCUUUAGGCAUGAACAAAGUGAAGUGGGCAUCAGGCAAAAUUCCCAAACACUGCCAUCAGAAACUGGAAUUUAUGAUAAUGACCCCUGGUUCAGGGCCCAGGAAGAGUCUGGGGUUUAUUCUAACCUACAUCUGGAGGAAAACAAACAGGGCAUUGUUUAUGCUUCCCUGAACCAUUCCAUCAUUGAAAUGAACCCAAGACAGGCAAGAAAUGUGAAGGAAGCUCCUACAGAAUAUGCAGCCAUAUGUGUGCGGAGUUAAAUCUGGUCCUGAUCUCCAACCAGUGGCCAUCAAAUAGUCAGUGUGUCCACACAAUCAUCUAAGGUCCAGCAGGAUGUCAAAUAAUAUUCCUCGACCUGAGAAAUUUCACUUUAGAAAGGCUCAUGUUGUUGCUGGGGGUCUUAAGGACCUAUAGGUCAAAUGACUAAUAUUUCUCCCAGACACUUCUAUGAGAGUCUUUUAUGUUAUAGACUUGAACAACAACAAAAAAAAAAACCUCUCCAAAACUGAGUGCUAUCAUGAGUUGAAGAGUAGUAGAACAUUUAAACCUAGCUAUAUUUUACCCAAUAUACAAAUUAAUUAUUUCCUUUGGGUACUAGACUUACGUAGGGAAGAGAAGUUUGUCUGAUCUGGAUCAGUUUCACUACAGUCUCUUGAAGAAGAAUGUCUCAGUUCACCUCUCUAACCACGAAUACAGUAAUAAUAGUAUGUUUACUUCUGAUCAAUCUUCCAUAAUAGGACAUUUUCCUCUGUCAAUCUGAUACUAGGGUUUCUUAAAUGUAAAGGAGAAAUCACUUUAGACUUGAUGAUAUAAGAAAAUAAUGGAAAGUAAAUGGUGCAAUAAAGACAAGGAAUACACCACCUGAAUGUGGGGUAGAUGCUCCCCAUGCCUGACAAACAGAUGCUUCUAUCUUUUCUGUUAGACUGCUAGGCAAAUAUAAGUGGUAAUCGAGUGAUAGAUGUAUAGUGCAUUUAUAAAUAAAGUGAUGACUCUGUGUUCAGGUCACAGAGACCAAUGUAUAUAUGAAUGUGACAUAAUGCUGCUAAAUAUACUUGUGAGUGUCUAAAUAAAUGUCAAAAUCAGUGAGAAUAAGUAUCAUCAGGCAAGUGCAGAUUGAUGGCUUAAACUGCUUUGCUUAAACAGAUUGACCUGAUAGCAAAUCAAAAGCAUAAUUAAUGGAAUGGAGAAAAGUCCAUAGUAUUAAGUUGGGCAGUACAGGUCAACAUACUUUCCUUCACCAUAUCUGUAUCUUGCUGUUCUUCUUACUAAGGAAUCAGGGCAAAUCAUAUGUAGUGAAGUCAUGCAGUUUCACAAUUUGUGUUAAAAUGUUGAGGUUGCAGCCACUUAAGAGUAUAGCAAGAAGAGAUGGUUUCAGAUUUCUCAAUUUCCAUAGUACUUGAGUCUAAUUAUUGAAAAAUAGUCUACAACUUAUUCAACAGCUUGAGGCUAUUAGAAGUCUCAGGUGCUGCUACUAAAUGCACUAUACCUCAUAAAAAUGAAUGACAAAGGCUAGAAUCCAUUUGAACAAAUAUGUGAGCUGUUCAUAUGAAUGUGGAGGAGUGGUGUCCAUCUGUAUCAUCAGUGUAUAGAAAGAAACGUAGGUGACUUAAAAUCAUAGAGAAACUGACAACAUUCAUUCCAUUUCAGUUUGCUAAAGAAGUUCAAAAUACUAGAAUAAAUGGGUCAUUAAAGGAAAUGUGUGAAAACAGUGUAUGAAAAUGCGGAUGGGAGUAUGACACCCCCAUCAAAUUUUUUGGCCCCAAAAGACAAAACUGAGAUUUGUGGGAGAGCUUUCCUUAUGUAACACUGGCAUUAAGAUUUCAACCCUUGGAUUGAGGUUGUGGAUAUGGUUUUAGAUUCACCACUAUCUAGCCAGUAUAAUAUCAUGACACCUAGAAUUUUAAGCAGCCCAUUCUAGGUAGGCACUUUCAACCAAACUGUAUUUAUGUGCAAAAGAUAUAUUAGAUAGCUGCUUGUGGUCUUCUUAAAAAUAGAAACAGGAAGUAUGGGGAAGGUACAUUUAGCUGUUCUUAUUGGAUAAACACACAAAGCUGAACAGUUUCUUCAUAACUUUUUUGAAUUAAAAAAAAGUAUUUUUGUCUAUUGUUUAGCAUAUUCUCAACAUACUUUAUAGUAAAGAUAAUAUUGAUAAUAAUUUUACUCCUAUAAAUGAUUUCUACUUAUAUUUGUGCCAUGCUGCCAAAACCACAAAUCAUGUAUAUUUUAUUCCUUCUUAAAAAAAGGUGUCAGAGUUUUAUGUGUAUUUCCCACAUAAAUUUAUUUCAGUAGUGUUUACAUGGCUUAUUUCAUUAAUGAUAAAUGAGAAAAAGUAUGAUUUUCCAUGAAUUUUAAGCUUGUUGAUUAUGCCUAAUAAGAAGGUAAAGUUAUUAAACUUUAUUUGGAAUCAACUUGGUCUU